Molecule: messenger RNA, 2223 nt
Organism: Laetiporus sulphureus 93-53
Lineage: Eukaryota; Fungi; Basidiomycota; Agaricomycetes; Polyporales; Laetiporaceae
Exons: 2
Molecular function (GO): ATP binding; nucleic acid binding
Source: RefSeq, a predicted model, not a curated record
GCUCUUCACAGGCUUUGGUAUCAUCUUGUUGGUUGUCCUGCUCCUGACAGUCAAAUCAACAAGUGGAAAUGCCCUGUUGUAUGCUGGCUUGCACUCAGCAGUGUCAAAGCUGAUGGACGCUUCAUGGAUGCUGCAGAAUAUACUCCUCUUCUUGCACGAUGGGAAUACCUCAUGCGUCAAACUCAGCUUUAUCAUGCAACCAUUGUUUAUCAGACACAACCUCAGCCUAGAAUUAAGGAAUUUGAUGAAAUUUUAGCAGAAUUUUGCAAGAAAAAUCUAAUCGAGGGUGUGCCUUCUCCAUACAACACUGUUCGUGAACAUCAGCACUUUGCAUCUGCCCUAGUAAAACGCACUGCUGCACCACCUCGAAUUACCUGGUCACCUGACAUGGCUAAAAUUACUUGCGAUGGACAUACCUUGGAGAUGGCAUGCUUGCGCAGUGGUCUGAAUGCUAUUGCUACAUUCAUUGAAGAUCACUUUCAAAGUCUGCUACUGGGCAACACAAUCAAGCCACAUGUGCCAGAGGAUAUGGUAGAGGAUAUGGCAGAUAAGCGAGUUGGCUUAUCUUGGGUUGAGAAGCCAAACCUUCUUGACAGACCUUAUCCACUGCUGGAGAUUUUACAGCAUCAUCCUGAUUACAAAAUCUGCUACAUCGAUGCACAGGAAAACUUUCACUGGAAUCGUGCUGGCAUGAUUGCUGCUCGUCAGGAGUUCAGCUGCAUCAAUGAAGCACUUUCCAUCCUCUGCUUCAUGCUUCCUGCUCCUCCUCCACGUGGAACAGAGUUCACUGACACUCGCUUGCGCAAUGCUCAAAUUCAACGCAAUAUCUACAAGGAUCAUGGAACCUGGAUCGUUCACAUUCAUGUCAAGACCUCUUCUCUGACACAGUCACUGUCAUGGAUACCCACCCUUUGUCCUAAACGUCUUUCUACACUGCUUGACUUCUACUGCCUGGUCAUACGUCCAAUAGAGGUUCUGAUUGCACAUGAAAUGGAAGGUGAAGCUGGUGUACUCCUGCAUCAUGAAUUUUUGUUUUGUCAGGAUGGUCAUCACAUUGACUCUCGUCACUUUUCACGAUCAUUGGAGCGCUUUUCAGAGCGUUACAUGAAAGAGGCAUUCACCAUCCACACCUGGCGUCACAUGGCAAUUGCAAUUCAACGAGAGUUUCUAGGUGAUCUCGAUUUAUCUGGAGAUCAUAUGGGUGAUCUUCUCUCCAAUCAUGGCACUGCACAAGCUCGAAAAACCUAUGCUCGUGAGCAUGGUGAUCUUCCCUUUCUCACCAGUGAUGCAAUGUGGGACAGUCGCCUCAUCUGCGAGCAAUGGCAUGACAUUUUAGGAUGGGGAAAAAAUAUACCUCCACUUCCAAAGCGACUUUAUCGCUCAGCAGCAUCUGCCUCUAUCAUUCACAAUCCAGCAUCUCCUUCCUCCUCUUCUCAGCUCAAUGCUGUCAAUUUGGAAAAUCUGGUCAAUGCAGCUGUAAAGGUUGCAAUAGGCGAUCUCAAGUUUGACAUUCAAAAUAUGUUGAUCGAUGCCAUUGCUCACCAUUCAGCUUCAAACUUGGUCAAGGAAGCAUCCUCCUCCAAUCAUGCUUUGAUCCAUCAGGCUUCCAUUGAUCAGCAUUCAUCCAUCUCUCACCUCUCACCUGUCUUACAAUCACCACCGCAUCAUCAGGCACAUUUUUCAGUUAUAGAUGAAGUGGAAGCACUGUAUGCUGGCACUGUUGAUGCUCAGCCCUCACCUAGGGUGGAUUGGUACACAUCAUACAAUGCAUUCAAGGAUGCUUUGGGCUCUAGGCUGCAGUUGUCCACUGUGGAUGAUCAACAGACCUCCAAAUGUCUCAGAGUUGCACUCAAAGACAAUAAUGCUCAAUUCAAGUCCACAGAACAGCUCAAGCUUUUGCAUUAUGUUCUUCAAGCUGAAUGUCACAUUGUUGCUGUUCUCCCUACAGGUGGAGGAAAAAGUCUGGCUUGGGAGGUCCCAUCUAUGCUAAAAGAGAAAAAGACAAUCACUGUCAUCUUGAUCCCUUUUCUUCCUCUCAUCCAUGACAUGCUGCGAAGAGCACAACAGAAGGGCAUAUCAGCAUGCAAGUGGAAUCCAAUGAUUCCUCCUUCUAAUGAUGUUCGAUGCCUGUUUGCUUCUUAUGAGUGUGUUGGCUCAAAGCAAUUUAUCUGGUAUGUUCUCAACUCUAUGCAUCAUUUGCAUUGUACUAAUAUUAUAUUUUAG